AAUAAUUCUGCUCCUCCACUCUGUUUCAAGCUGUCAUCAAUGUCUUCUUCUCCCUCCUUCAUCUUCUCCUCCUCCACCGUUUAAACCCUAAUCUCCUGAAUCGCGAAAGCAAACACAGUCGAAGAGAUGAUGAUGCAUCGCGUUCUCCACCUUCUUAUCAUCUCCACUCUUGCGAUCUCGAUCCUCGCCGAGAAUGAUUCUAUAUACGAUGUCCUUAAAGCACACGCGUUACCGAUGGGGCUGUUACCGAAGGGCGUCGAAGAGUUCAACGUUGAUAUGGAGACGGGACAGUUCUCGGUUUACCUAAACCGGUCGUGCGAAGCGAAAUACGAGAGCGAGAUACAUUACGAGGCCAACAUCACGGGGACGAUAGGCUACGGAAGCAUCGGUGGUUUGUCCGGUAUAAAGGCUCACGAUCUGUUCCUGUGGUUUCCGGUUAAAGGGAUCCGCGUGGACAUACCUAGUUCUGGUGUUAUAUACUUUGAUGUCGGAGUUGUUCGCAAACAGUACUCCAUGUCUGUGUUCGAGACGCCUAAGGAUUGCGUUGCUGUUGAGAACGAGGCUGAGUUUCGUGGGGAUAAUAAGAUUCAGUCAUCUAUGUUACAAUUCUACGAAGUAGAUCAAAGUGUUGGGAGAAACAUUGUCUAAGCCAAAAGUGUUGAUGAAUGCUGUAAUGAAGAUGUGUUUAAAGUAUACAAGUUUAGAAACUUUUAGCUGCUCAUGGAUUUUUUUGAAGACACAGACACAUACAUACAACCUUCUGUUUGAGGUCAGAUACUCACUUUGUUUGAAGUGGAAAUGAGAUGUGAGCGCAAGUUUAGAUGGGAAGCACAAGUGUGGGAAGGUUUUGUUAUGGAAUGUUGAGAUUCGGUUGUUGGAGCGAUCAUAGGUGAUUGAAUGUUUUGUUUUAUCAUGUUUUGCACUUUGUCAUGUAUUUUUCUUUCUCCUUGUAGCAUAAUACAUAAUAUGUAUGUAAUGUAUAAUAUAUGUGUACCUGUGUAAUCAUAUUCUUUAUCCCCAAUAA
This is a messenger RNA of Brassica oleracea var. oleracea, 1024 nucleotides long. RefSeq lists its product as uncharacterized. Lineage: Eukaryota; Viridiplantae; Streptophyta; Magnoliopsida; Brassicales; Brassicaceae. Bases 127 to 648 code for a protein of 173 amino acids. The transcript has 2 exons. The record is from RefSeq and is a predicted model, not a curated record.